This is a messenger RNA of Fusarium coffeatum, 1737 nucleotides long. RefSeq lists its product as uncharacterized. NCBI's taxonomy places the organism in Eukaryota, Fungi, Ascomycota, Sordariomycetes, Hypocreales, Nectriaceae. The record is from RefSeq and is a predicted model, not a curated record. The transcript has a single exon. Bases 1 to 1737 code for a protein of 578 amino acids.
AUGUGGUCGACUUUCGCAGGCGCUGUACUCUUUGCAGCAGCCGUUCACGCUGCUACCUUGAGCGACAUAUGCUCGAAGGACUAUGUCAAAUCAGCACUUCCUGCCGACAAUUCUCUAUCCGGCAUCACCAUUAACCCGAAUUCAGUUCACACGUCACUGGUCUCGAAUGCUACCUUCCAGUCUGAAUGGUACCCCACCGCCAGCGCUGACUACUGCAACCUCACUUUCGCCUACUCACACAAUGGUAUUCCCGAUGACGUUGUUCAUGUUUCCUAUUGGCUCCCUGCUCCUAGCAAGUCCCAGAACCGCUACGUCUCUACUGGUGGAGGCGGACUUGCUAUCAACUCGGGAAGCCAGUAUGCCCCCUCUGGGCUCAUAGUCGGUGCUGUCUCCGGACUCACUGAUGGAGGAUUUGGAUCAUUCGACACGCAGUGGGAUGAAGUCUUCCUCCUGGCCAACGGUACCAUCAACUGGCAGUCAGUCUACAUGUUCGGCUACCAAGCCCAUCAUGAACUUGCUCUGCUUGGCAAGGAGCUGGCAAGGAACGUGUACAAUGUUUCCAAGAGCGAGAAGGUCUAUUCUUACUACCGAGGUUGCUCAGAGGGUGGUCGUGAAGGCUGGAGUCAAGUCCAGCGCUUUGCAGAUCAGUUUGAUGGUGCUGCUAUUGGAGCACCAGCCUUCCGCUACGGUCAGCAGCAAGUCAACCACUUGUUUGGCAAUCUUGUCGAGCAGACCUUGGACUACUACCCUCCUUCGUGCGAGCUGGACAAAAUCCUGAACUUGACUAUUGCUGCUUGUGAUGGUUUGGACGGUAGACAUGACGCUGUUGUAUCGCGCUCUGAUCUCUGCAAGCUCCACUUCAACCUCAACACCACGAUCGGAGAGUCUUACUCUUGCACUGCAUCGGGCUCUCAAGGUGGUCCAGGAGCGCUUCGGGCUCGACAGUUUGCUCAGCCAUCUACUCCUGCUCAGAAGGGCAUGGUCACGGAAGAGGGUGUUGCUGUGGUUCAACAGUUCCUCAACGGCCUCCAUGAUUCUAAGGGACGUCGCGUCUAUCUCAAUUACCAGCCCGGAUCAAGCUUCUCGGAUCUUGCAACCUACUACGAUGAAGAGACCGAGACCUGGGGCCUGAGUAUCAGCGGUCUUGGCGGUGAGUGGGUUGCCCGCUACCUCCAACUCCAAAACACCAGCACGCUCUCCACCCUCGACAAGGUCACCUACGACACGCUCAAGGAGUGGAUGAUCUACGGCCAGAACAAGUACACCGAUUCUCUCCAGACCACUUACCCUGAUCUAAGCGACUUCCAAUCUGCGGGUGGAAAGGUGAUUCACGUCCACGGGAAAUCAGAUGAUUCAAUCCCGGCUGGCUCAUCGGUACACUACUACGACUCUGUCCGCAGUGUCAUGUUUGCAGAUAAGAGCUACAAUGAAAGCAUUGCUGCCCUCGAUGAUUUUUAUCGGCUGUACCUUGUUCCUGGUGGAGCACACUGCGGUAGCAAUUCUAACCAGCCGAACGGUGGUUGGCCGCAGACCACUUUGCAGACUGUUAUUGAAUGGGUCGAGAGUGGGGUUGCGCCUGAGACUCUGGAUGGACAUGGUGGUAUUGAGACUAUCUGCCGCUGGCCUCUUCGCCCGUUGUGGUCUGGCAAUGGAACUUCACUGGACUGCGUUUAUGACCAGCAUUCCAUUGACAGCUGGAUAUAUGACUUUGAUGCAUAUAAAUUGCCCCUUUACUGA